Rhineura floridana is the source of this 1458-nucleotide messenger RNA. RefSeq names its product gem nuclear organelle associated protein 8 (gene GEMIN8). The coding region runs from base 106 to 804 and encodes 232 amino acids. Gene Ontology annotation, biological process: spliceosomal snRNP assembly. The transcript is spliced from 4 exons. The record is from RefSeq and is a predicted model, not a curated record. NCBI's taxonomy places the organism in Eukaryota, Metazoa, Chordata, Lepidosauria, Squamata, Rhineuridae. Gene Ontology annotation, cellular component: SMN complex.
UCCGCCUACAGGAAGGAAGAGCCGGCGCGCCGGCGCGCUCCCUGAUUUCGAUUGUGCAUCCCGCAGGCAAAGUUGUGUCAGUUGCUGGUACACAUUCCAUAGAUCAUGGGGGAUUCAGUGCCUCAAGAGAAAGGGCCAUGGUAUUCACAAAAAGUCUAUGCAAGAUACUGGAAACAUUACAACCAAGCCAUGGAGUGGAUGUACAGGCACCAAAAUGCCUACAGGAAAGCCAUGGAGUCCUUGUACAACCUACCAUUUUGUCCUUCUGAAAAUCAUUCCAGCAGACGCUACCCUGACUGGGAUGAAGGUGAUCCCUUGAGGGCUGGAUCCUAUCAGGCCUUCACCCAAGGCAGUAAAGCCUGGCUCCCUCCCGAGCCUCAACAUAGCCCUCAUAAUACCAGUAGAAGAGAGGAAGUGGAGAGGGAUUCUGAAAUGGAGACAGAAUCUGAAGAUGAAAGGGACAUAGAGUAUGACCUGAGCAAUAUGGAAAUUACUGAAGAGCUCCGCCAGUAUUUUGAACAGACCGAGAGGCAUCGGGAAGAGCUCCGAAAACAGCAGCAGCUUGAGGCGGAACACCAAGCCACGUACGUUGAAGCUGACCAUGACCUUCACCUAUCAACAGGUCGAUCGGUACAGCCCCCAUCUGAGAAGCCUGGCAAGAGGAGAGUGGCUGAAAUGAAAAAACUCUAUGGUGUGAGCGCCAGCAAAAUCCAAGCUAUGGAGACCUCUAUGCAGCUCAGCUUUGAUAGGAAUUGUGAUAAAAAGCAGCCCAAGUACUGGCCAAUUAUUCCUCUGAAACUCUGAGUUGUGUGUCCCUAUCUCUUUUAGGAGACUCAGGGCUUCAUGUCUCAACCAAGCAGAAAGAUUCAGUGAAUGAAUCAAGAGUCAGCAAAACCCCAUUUUUUAUUUUCCUUUCCUCUUUCCAACUCAAUUUGAAUUUGUCUGCCAGUUUCCAGAGUCCAUUCCAGCCCAACAGGAAAAACUGAAUUAGCCUAUUCUAGGGGAUAGGGAAAAUACUGUUUUUAAAAUAUUUUCAACUAACUUAGUUUUGGCUUGCCUUGGCCUUGCAGGAAAUGAGGAGUAGCAUUUGUUUUCACUUAGCUGUGUUGGGGAAAAGGUUAAAGACUAUCCAAGGUGGUAAAUUGGUCCAAUCAAAAAUAAAAUCUGUUUUUAAUGUCAUACUAGUUUUGCCCUAGAUUUUAAAUGUGGCUCCUUUUUUGUCACUGUAACUGAUAUUCUGGAGGUAGCUGUUGGCCAAGAUACAAUAUAUUCAAUAACUAUAGAUUAGCUGUUUGAGUUCUUUCUCAGACAUUGUGCUAGUAGAGGAAAAUUCUGUUCUAGACUGAAACCUGGCCUCUAAUGUUUCAGCUCAGAAGAAAACGUGUAUACAACUUUUUUUCCUUUUUCCUAUUAAUUUUCUUUGCUAUGUGAUUAGGCAAUAAACAUAUAUGAGAUUAA